Molecule: messenger RNA, 1404 nt
Organism: Suillus fuscotomentosus
Lineage: Eukaryota; Fungi; Basidiomycota; Agaricomycetes; Boletales; Suillaceae
Exons: 9
Coding region: 154-1278 (374 amino acids)
Source: RefSeq, a predicted model, not a curated record
AUUGAUUGGGCCUCAUACCAAGAUUGCUACCGUGCCAUCUAUUCUUGCGAUUGUCCUUCAGGAGGACAAUUUCUAAAAGUGUUGAUUUGCGCACACAGAAGAACCAUGUUUCGGUCCGAUUCCAUUGGCAUCGCAUAAAAAACUCAAUUGUUCAUGAGGCUUCAAUGGAUCUGGAUAUAUGUGUUCCAGAAGGUGAACAAGAGAUGCUCAUGUAUAUACCCUAUCAUCUCCCCCAUCUCUUCUGAGCAAGCGUUUAUCCCGAGUGGCUUAAAUGUGACUGCAUGCACAUGUUCCUGGGCGAGUUACAACCUGUUUAGCGCCUGUAUGUUCUGUACUUCCUCGUCACCUUCACUAGUGAGCUGGGAUGAGUGGAUAACCAAUUGUCCCACAAAUAUAACGUCGACAACAACAUACUUCCCUCCGGAUGCAGGAGCGCUGCCUUCCAAUAUCUCGUUACCUUGUUACGCGGGCUCCAAUCCUCAAAACUGGCCAAAUGGGACAUUUAGUGCAGUAGCUGCAUCUGAUAUUGCUGCCAUAUCACACUCCGAUUUGACAGGAGCCGCUGGUUCCUGCGCUUCAAAUACAUCAUCAAGUUCAUCAUCAAGUUCAUCAUCAAGUUCAUCAUCAAGCUCCCAUAAACCUCCGGUGGGUGCGAUUGUCGGGGGAGUCGUUGGGGGAGUCCUUCUGCUGCUUCUGGUCUGUGGUUGUGUGUUCCUUGCAUAUCGCAGACGCAGAAGGGCAAGACCCUCCCCUGAAAUUACUCUGUCGGACAGCCCACGCUUGAACGAUAAGUCAGCCAAAGACGUGUAUCUGUCUCCUCCGAGUCCACACGAUUCGCUAUCUUCACCAGAAUCUCCCAAGGCAGCAUUGGUCGUUGAUUCUGGGGGAAAGCCCACGUGGGCGGGAAUUACAGACGCGCCUCCGGUUGCCACAUCGCCUCGUGAACCGGCAAUCGACGAUGCUCCGGCGGAUGGUCUUUGUAGUGCCUCUGAUUCGCACAAAGCACCACCAGGACAGACCGCUGGGGUACGCGCUUUGCAUGCGAGCCCGGUUACAGAUCAAAACGUUCAAGCGAUUGGUGUUCACCCGGGGGCAGGUCACACUGAUAUGGCGAUUGCUGAUUGCACUCCUUUACAAGAACAGUCUACCGCAGUGGAGUUUGUGCGGGGAGAUAAGAUCACGGUUCCAACUCUCAAGGGAGCGAUCGAAAAGUGUUCCAUUGGAGGCGGAUGUCACAAUGUUUCACGAAGACCAUCCAUUGCGGGUACUGAACUGUAGUGCAGAACCUACAGAGGAACUUCUGACCAUGGCUCCAGCGUUAGAGCCGGAGGCUAUCGAAGAGAGCAGGGGGUACCUCAGCGAUAACAGGGCAUUCCUCAGCGAUGAUAGGGAACUCAGCGAUGG